CGGGAAACGCCAUUAACGUGGGUGUUGUUACGUCACACGUAAGGUCAAGAGGAAAGAAGCAUGGCCGCUGUGUUGAGAGGGGCUCGGUACUUGGGUGGAAAGUGUUGCAAGCAUGUUGACUUUGCAUUCGUCUCAUCUCGGUCUAUGGCCUCGAAGACACAGGUGGGGUUCAUUGGUCUGGGCAACAUGGGCAACCCAAUGGCAAAGAACCUGCUGAAGCACGGAUACCCAGUCAUCGCGACUGAUGUGUUCCCGGAGUCCUGCAAGGAAUUGCAAGAGCUGGGCGCUCAGAUUGUGGAUAAUCCUGCUGAGGUAGCAGAUAAAGCGGACCGCAUUAUCACCAUGCUCCCCUCUAGUCCCAAUGUCAGAGAUGUGUACACUGGACCCAAUGGCAUUCUGAAAAAGGUGAAGAAAGGCUCCCUGCUCAUUGACUCCAGCACCAUCGACCCAGCGGUUUCAAAAGAGAUGGCUGCUGCUGCGGAGAAGAUGGGGGCAGUUUUUAUGGAUGCACCUGUUUCAGGAGGUGUGGGUGCCGCCAGUUCGGGUAAACUGACUUUUAUGGUUGGAGGGGCCGAGGAGGAAUUUACUGCAGCCAAAGAACUGCUCACCUGUAUGGGAGCCAAUGUGGUGUACUGCGGUCAGGUUGGAACUGGACAGGCUGCUAAAAUCUGUAACAACAUGCUUCUAGCCAUUGGAAUGAUUGGGACUUCAGAGACCAUGAACUUGGGAAUCAGACUGGGUCUUGAUCCUAAACUGUUGGCCAAGAUUCUGAACAUGAGUUCAGGUCGGUGCUGGUCCAGUGACACCUACAACCCUGUGCCUGGCGUCAUGGAGGGGGUCCCGUCUGGGAAUAACUACCAGGGAGGCUUUGGCACCCAGCUGAUGGCAAAGGAUCUAGGCCUCGCACAGGACACGGCCACCAACACAAAGACUCCUGUCCCUCUCGGCUCCUUAGCCCAUCAGAUCUACCGUAUGAUGUGCGCUCGCGGUUAUGCCAAUAAAGAUUUCUCCUCCGUAUUCCAGUUCCUGCGUGAGGAGGAGGAGGGCCAGUAACUUCAGCCUCCCCCCGUCCACAGCCUGGCCAGGCCUGGCCCUGCACAGGACUAACAUAGCUUAGUUAGGGUGCAUUUCGCCCUGAGGACUUUCUUUUUCAAAGUUGUAAAAGACAUGAAACCAAGAGCGCUCCAACACACCGUGACCGAUCAUGUGAGCACUUUUCUCCUAUUGGAAGUCCUGUUUCCUGUGGGAUCUAGCCUGUACUUUUAAAUGCAGCACUCAGAUCAGCGGAUCCAAAAGAUUAGUAGACUGUCAAGCAAUGGCAGCUCUUCUUAGGGUCCGCUGGGAAUCUUUCUAGUUAAGAUGUAGCUCUCAUAUUUAUCUAUUGUCUAUCGUUUGUAAUCAUUUCUUUAUGUUGCCGUUUUUUUCUCUUUACGGGGUUACUUUUCAUGACAUUGUAAAUGUUACUUUGGGGUAAGAGCUUUCAGAUCACAUAUCCUGUUAGGAAAUAAAAACAAAUGGAGAUGUCUUCAACUUUGUGAA
Cyclopterus lumpus (lumpfish) is the source of this 1539-nucleotide messenger RNA. It is a transcript of the gene hibadhb, whose product is annotated as 3-hydroxyisobutyrate dehydrogenase b. Lineage: Eukaryota; Metazoa; Chordata; Actinopteri; Perciformes; Cyclopteridae. Gene Ontology annotation, molecular function: NADP binding; NAD binding; 3-hydroxyisobutyrate dehydrogenase activity. Bases 61 to 1053 code for a protein of 330 amino acids. The record is from RefSeq and is a predicted model, not a curated record. Gene Ontology annotation, cellular component: mitochondrion. Gene Ontology annotation, biological process: L-valine catabolic process. The transcript has 8 exons.